Messenger RNA from Prunus armeniaca (apricot), 1050 nucleotides. The record is from the annotation of a GenBank genome assembly. Lineage: Eukaryota; Viridiplantae; Streptophyta; Magnoliopsida; Rosales; Rosaceae.
AUGGCUGAUCAAGGAGGUAAUGGUACUAGUAGUGUUAUUAUGAGGGAUUAUAGGAAAGGGAACUGGACAGUGGGGGAGACAAUGAUUCUGAUUGAGGCAAAGAAGAUGGACGAUGAGAGAAGAAUGAAGAGAAGCGGGGAUGCUGCAGGUAGUGAAACAAGAUCAAGCAAACCAGCUGAGCUCAGAUGGAAAUGGGUAGAAGACUACUGUUGGAAGAAAGGGUGUUUGAGAAGCCAAAACCAGUGCAAUGACAAAUGGGACAAUCUCAUGAGGGAUUACAAGAAGGUGAGGGAAUAUGAGAGGAAGGAAGGGAAGGAAGAAGCAGCAUCUUAUUGGAAGCUUGAGAAGAGUGAGAGGAAAGAUAGGAACUUACCUACCAACAUGGUGCCUCAGAUAUAUGAGGCUUUGGUUGAUGUGGUGGAGAAGAGAGAAGCAGGCCAUCAUCAGAUCAGAGUGGUAGGUGGAGCUUCUAUUUCUGGUUCCAAUGUUCCCAAUCCCACCAUUGGAUAUGUUGUGGAGAGGCCUAUUAUAAGCACUAGUGUCCAUCAGGCUUCACUGCCUCCUCCAGUUUUGCAACAUCACAUCUCAGUUCCACCAAUUGCAGCAUUGCCUCUUCUACCCCCAGCUCCAUUGGCAGUUCAACCACCACCUACUCUUCCAUACUCACAACCUAUGCCCACAGUAGAUUCUGAGACAAGCCAUGAACAUUCAGACUCACCAGCCAAAAGGAGGAGAAGGGCAAGUGGAGGUGGAGGAGGAGGUGGAGAUCAAGGAACCAGUGGAACUGUGAGUGCAAGCACCUCAAGUGAAGUGGGCACUGCCAUCUCCAGAGGUGCUUCCAUGAUUGCAGAAGCACUUCAGGGUUGUGAGGAGAGAGAAGAGAGAAGGCACAGAGAUCUUUUGAGUUUGCAUGAGAGAAGGCUACAGAUUGAGGAAACUAAAACUGAGAUCAACAGGCAAGGCAUUAAUGGUCUCAUCGAUGCCAUUAACAAGCUAGCAGAUUCUAUCCAUUCCUUGGCUUCCAACAAGAACCAAUCACCUCCAAAUUAA